Amblyraja radiata (thorny skate) is the source of this 5800-nucleotide messenger RNA. It is a transcript of the gene fcsk, whose product is annotated as fucose kinase. Bases 82 to 3636 code for a protein of 1184 amino acids. The record is from RefSeq and is a predicted model, not a curated record. Gene Ontology annotation, molecular function: ATP binding; fucokinase activity. The transcript is spliced from 25 exons. Gene Ontology annotation, biological process: GDP-L-fucose salvage. Lineage: Eukaryota; Metazoa; Chordata; Chondrichthyes; Rajiformes; Rajidae.
CAAAGCGUGUGGACCGUUAUUACAAGGACAAAGCGACACAACAAGAGACCGAUAACCGCUAGUGGCGCCUCGCGACUGCGCAUGCGGGUCGAGCCGUCUUCGGGUUGGACUACAACUGGGGCGUCGAAUACGUCACCAACCGGGAAGGGGAAAGGUCAACAUUGUGUCGACAAGGUGAAAAGAUGUCUGUACAGGCUGUGGUCAUGCAAUUAUAUUGAAGAGAGGGACAGAAAGCAGCCUGGUCAUCUCGUGCUUCUGCAGAACAAUUUAAUCGGAUGGCAAGAGGUGAAGAGACCAAUAAGAAUGGCAAGUGUUGGCGAUGAGACUUUGGUACCAGAAGGGCAGAACUUUGGUGCCCAAGCCAGUGGAGUGGAAUGGACUGUCAUCAUCCUCACGUGCCAGCACAAGGAUAGUGUGUAUGCCUUCCAGAGAGAACUUGAAAUCCGGCAGCGUAAAGGGUCCAUUGCUGCUGGUGUGGUCCUUCUUACCGUUGAGGAUCCAGAGGCCCAUGUCGGUAGUGGAGGUGCAACCCUCAAUGCAUUGUUGGUAGCUGCUGAACACCUCAGUGCCAGGGCAGGAUAUACGGUUGUCACCUCUGAUGUACUACGGACAGCACGACUAUUGAUCCUCCACAUGGGCCGAGACUUUCCCUUUGAUGACUGUGGACGUUCAUUUACCUGCUUCCCAAUGGAGAACCCCAGUGGCAAAGCAGAGGCUCUUGUCUGUAACAUUGACGUUCAGUUGUACCUCAUGACACACAAGCUGGGACCAGGCAGUCCACCAGGUGUAUGGGUCUGCAGCACAGAUAUGAUCCUGACUAUUCCCUCCUAUCCAGAUAUUUGUUGGAAUGGAUUCAGUGGCGCUAGAGUGGUGACUGUGCCAGGGACUGUCAGUUAUGCCAAGAAUCACGGUGUCUACCUCAUUGAUCACGAGGGUUACAUCUGUGACAUCAUCUACAAAGGGACAGAAGAGAAAAUAAAGGAAUGUGCACUACAAGAUGGCAGAGUUCCUAUGGUAUCGGGUAUCGUGUUCUUCUCAUCAGAGGCUGCCGAGAAGCUCCUGGCUACACAUGUCAUUCCUCCACUGGAUGGUUGCACCUACAUGGGUCUGGACUCGGGGGCUCGUUCUGUUCAGCUAUCCAUUUUCUUUGACAUCUUACUCUGCAUGGCACGUCACAUUAGCAGGGAUGCCUUUGUGAACAGAGGAAAGAGAAUCCUGCAGAGCGGUGACAUCACUCCUCCCAACACAGACAUGGCGACCAUGAGGAGCGCCAGGGCCGUGCUUUGGCAGGAACUGCGAGGUAUUCCCGUCACUGCAGCUCUUGUAGCUGAUGGUGGCUAUGACUACAUGAGCUUGUCAGCUGAUGACCACAUACGGAACCUGACCCGGAGAGGGAGUGUCUCUGACUGCUUCGUGAGCCAUCAUGUUGUGUACUCUAAGCUGACACACCAUGAUCUGUUGAACAAGAAUUGUUCUGUCAUCAAUAGCGUUCUGGAUGGAGAGAUCAGAAUUGAACCAUACAGUGUUGUACAACACUGCCACCUUGAGGGGCCCAUUCAUUUAGGGUCUGGUUGUCUGCUGUCAGGAGUGGAUCAGCUGUCAUCGCUGUCGCUCCAACGGCACCAGCUCCGUGAUGUGAUCAUCCAGGGGCACCACAUCAGGCUGAGGGGCUUGAAGCUGAGGAUUUUCACCAUCGUGGGGCGGCUGGAUGAUCUGCAGGUACCUUUCAGUAAUAGCUGCUCAACAUUCCUGAAUAUUCCAUGGUCCACAUUCUUUGAAAGAACGGGAAUCAAGAAAGAAGAGGUCUGGGCUCCCAGCCAUCUGGAUAAUAACCUGCUCAACGCUCAGCUCUUCCCAAUCCUGCACACUUCCGAGCCCAUCGGGAUGGAGGACGUGCUGUGGCUGCUCGGGCACGAGAGCGGACAGUAUCUGAGGAAGUGGCAGUCUGCCUGGCGCCUGUCGAUGAGGGAGAUCCUGAGCUGUCUGGACCAGCAAGCUGAGCUUGCCUGGAGGCAGCAGCUCUUCCUCACCCAGGCCCAGCACCAAGUGCAGAGCACCCUGCACGCUCGCAAAGACAACAGCCUCUGCCCUCUGAUCAGAGCAGCCGUCUGCGAGGGACAGGAGCAGCAAAUACUCCACACCCUCGACACAGUGGCUGCCAGCACCAAGGACCUGGGGAUUGCGGCCCGUGCCCUAGCGUGCGUGGCAGAUGUCUUGAGUUGCGUGGCUGGAAGGCAGGGUGGGCUCCGCAGUGGGCCAGCUGCUAACCGGGCUUGGACUGAGGCCUUCAGUCUGCUGGAGAGCGGGAAUGUGGUGCGGGGAGUGGAGAAGCUGACCGAAGAGCGGGGGAAAUGGCUGAACAGGCCUGACCGGCUUGUGAGGGCUGCCCGGCACUACGAGGGGGCAGAGCAAAUCCUGAUCCGACAGGCUGUGAUGUCAGCGUGUGAGUUCAUCUCCAUAAGAGAAGUGGGGCUUCCUCCCAUGAACCACUGGGUGGUCGCCGAAUGCCCGGCUCGUAUUGAUCUCUCAGGUGGCUGGAGUGACACACCGCCCAUCACGUAUGAACAUGGGGGAGUGGUGCUGGAUAUUGCCGUGCUGGUGGACAAGUUGAAACCGAUUGGCGCCAAAGCGCGCCGCAUAAAGGAGCCAAAGCUGCACCUCGUCAUGAGCAGAGGCAGAGAACAGGAAAUGGCCGUGGAGAUAUCAUGCCAGUGUCUGGAAGAUCUGAGGGACUACUGUCAGCCUCAUGCACCAGGAGCUUUGUUGAAGGCAGCCUUUAUCUGCACACAAAUCAUCCAGUACCCCUCACAGAUUCCUCUGACAGAUCAAUUGAUGGCAGGGUUUGGUGGCGGUUUUGAGCUUCACACUUGGUCCAGCCUGCCCCAUGGAUCUGGCAUGGGUACAAGUAGCAUCCUGGCGGGCGCAGUGGUAGCAGCCCUGAUCUCAGCAGCUGGGAAAUCCUGUGAUACCACUUCCCUUAUCCAUGUUGUGCUUCACCUGGAACAGAUACUGACCACAGGUGGAGGCUGGCAGGAUCAAGUCGGAGGCCUGGUGCCUGGGAUCAAGAUCGGUCGGUCCAAGCCCCAGUUGCCCUUACGAGUGGAUGUUGAACGUAUUCCAGUGACAGACGAGUUUGUGAAGACCCUGAAUGACCAUCUGCUGCUGGUGUACACGGGAAAAACACGCCUCGCCCGCAACCUUCUGCAGGAUGUUCUGCGGAAUUGGUAUGCCAGGUUGCCCAGCAUUGUGCAGAACACAGACGCACUGGUUAGGAACGCAGAAGAAUGUGCACAAGCUUUUAUGAAAGGUGACCUCUCUUGGAUCGGGCAGUGCCUCAACACCUACUGGCAGCAGAAGAAGUGCAUGGCACCUGGAUGUGAGCCACUGGCAGUCCGAGAGAUGAUGACCAUCUUGCAGCCCCACGUACACGGGCAGAGCCUGGCUGGGGCAGGGGGCGGAGGCUUCCUUUAUCUCCUAACCAGAAAACCUCGUCAGAAGGAAACAAUUGAGAGGAUACUGAGAGGAAGUGAGGGUUUGGGGAACUUCAGUGUCCACGAGGUGGAGGUUGAUGAGACUGGACUCAGCGUGUGCAUUACUGGACCAGAGGGACACCCAAAUCACACACAGAUUAUCUAACGCCCCUGGUUCUGCCUGACCAAUUAAAGCAAACUCUGCUCCAUCAUCAAUUAAGGAAAAUAACAAAGGACCCAACUACAUCAUGACAUCUGUAAUAUUAUUGAUGUUUUUAGUACAGUUCAUUCUUAUGAAUGAAUACAAAUAAGAACCUUUCCAGAACUUGUCUCAUACAUCGGAAGAAAUUAAUGUUGACAUAAUGAAGUAAUUACGUUUUCCAGAAAGAUGUUUCAAGAGACCACUGCAGUCCUUGUGGUGGCAAAAUCACUUCAUUGUAACGAGGACACAAUCCAUUGUGCUGUGUGGCACUACAAGCAAGCUAAAUCAAAGCUAUCAAAGGUAUUUUAUUGGUCACAUUCACAUACACCUAGGUGUAGUGAAGUGAAAUGCUUCUUGCCAUUUUGCAGCACAUAAAGAAGGAAUACAGACAUAACAUUAAUAAGAGUUUUAAAUAUGUACAAUUGUUAAAUAGUACAAACAGUAUCGAUGGGGCAUCUCAAACCUAAACAUCCAUGAGAUGCUGCACACCACAAUCUUUAACUCGUAGACUUGCAUAUUCUUCAUUCUAUCUUUAUUUGAAGGCAGGGAUUAAUCUGGUUUCAUGAAGAAUGCAGAGGAAUUUGCCAGUCAGCAUUCCUAAAAAAUGAUGUUGUGCAAUACAGAUCUACAUACACGUUAAAUAUCAGAAGCUGCAUGCAAUGGGCAGAGCUAUGUAAUCUCACAUCCUACAGGUCAGAGCAAGGACAUGUCAUUAUAAACAUCAAGACAUGAAUGGCGUUAGACAAUUAAACUGCUAAAGGGAGAAGGUGGCGGUUCCAAGAACCUCCCAUCCUCAAUGACCCUGCAAUUCCAGUUGACCUUCACCUCGGUUUUCAUCAAUAUCUCAUCUUUCUAUUUUCACGUCUCUUCUUUGCCACUUGUCCAGUUAGUUUUAAACAGUCAAUCACUGUAUAUUCACAGCCCGCAAGGUUGAGAAUUCAUAUUCCUAGGAGUGAAAAUCUUUAACUUAACAACAUGAUUUUUCCCUUCAGAGUGAACAUUUUUCAUUAACUUCACAAUUUUUCCCUUACCUUGAGAAUAUAAAAUAGUUCUCGUUCCUUUGGACUGAAAGAGUAACCCAUAGUUUUUUUGAGAAUUGUACAUAAUUCAAGUCUGGAAAACUCUGUCACGUGUUAUUUGUGGUUUCUCCUUUACUGAUUCAUGCUCCCUUCCUGUCUCUCAUUCAUCGGUCCUUUUGCUUCUGCACUGUUUUCAAGGACAAGUUUACACUGGCUACUUCAGAGUAAUCACAUUUCCAUGAGCAUGCUCAGUUCACUAUGUAGUUCCUUUGCCGUGUCCCUACCAAUGACAGAUUGAUGUCCUCUUCUGUACCUCAGAUAUUGGACACUGGCACACACCAUUACCUCUCCUUAUCCUUGGCUUUCUCCAGAGAGCCCAUGAAGCUGUUGAGUUAUUCCAAUCCUGAUCUUCCACCCAUUGACUUGCUAUAUCUCAAUCUGCACAGCUGAUGGCGGUGUUCCUGUAGGUGUGGCUUGAACCGCAGUGUGAAUAUGCAGGGGUUUCGGGUACUUGGGAAAAUGGCAGCUGUCAGUGAAACCUGCUUCACGAAGGGUGGCAUCAGUUGCAGGGAACUGGAGACCCAUGUGACAUAGAUGGGUCCAGGGAGUCUGAAGCCUGGUAAGGGGUUGCAGAAGGUUUCGGUCCAGGUAGCUGACAAGUUGCCACGAUGUCUGGGAUUCUGCAGGUGCAGCUAUGCCCUGAUGCUAAAGGCAUGCUUGUGAUUGGUUGGGGAAAUGGUAUGUCUCAACUAUGUUUCAGUACCUUCCUGCCGGUACUUGUGAUUGGUCCAGAAGAGUGGCCUCACCAGAUGUUUCUUUAUCGAAUGGUAAUGUUUCUUUACUUAUUGGAAGUGUUUAUGUUAUGUACUGUUGUAUAAUUGGGCCAAAGAGUUGUCAUUCUAUGUAUUUAUCGGUAAUUGGCUUGCAGGGGCUGCCUCCCCCAAGUACUUUCGCGCCUUUAGUUCGGAGGGGUAUAAAGGGGUGGGGAGCACAUUGGGCUGUGCCGAUUGUCUUUAGUCUGUUCUAUUUGCACAAGGCUGGGCUCGAGUAAGUGGUUCAGAGGAUCGGUCCCGCGGUAUUGAAUACAAUAAAAUCGAGUUGGAAUUCCA